Diceros bicornis minor is the source of this 2174-nucleotide messenger RNA. RefSeq names its product tubulin alpha 8 (gene TUBA8). NCBI's taxonomy places the organism in Eukaryota, Metazoa, Chordata, Mammalia, Perissodactyla, Rhinocerotidae. The transcript is spliced from 6 exons. The record is from RefSeq and is a predicted model, not a curated record. Gene Ontology annotation, cellular component: cytoplasm; microtubule. Bases 774 to 2156 code for a protein of 460 amino acids. Gene Ontology annotation, biological process: microtubule cytoskeleton organization; mitotic cell cycle. Gene Ontology annotation, molecular function: structural constituent of cytoskeleton; GTP binding.
CUUUUCAUAGGCUGAGUUUUAGGAGUUGCAAGUCAACAACUUCUCUUUAGUAAGAUGGGUAGAGUAAGUAAACUUCACAGGCCCUUGGGAAAUUAAGUCCCUGGGGUGUGGUCCAACUCUGUAGGAAACAUAUGGGCUUUUAAAUAGUUAAGAACCCUGGGGAGAGGAAGGGAGGCAGGUAAGCUUUGAGAUCUCUCUCCUUUAGAAUGAUUUCUUAAAAUGAAAAUCUGGUCCUGUUCACUACCCUGGAUAAAACUCCUUAACGACUUCCCAUGGCCUCCAGGGUAAAACCCAGAUUCUUCUUCAUGGAAUUGAAGGCCCCUUAUGCACUGGUUUGGGCUGACACCUCCACUUUCAUAUGGGGCCUCUGAUCUGUAUGCACGCUGCCCUCCAUCUGCUUAGCCAGUCACAGUCUCUGAACACUGUGUGCUCCCCCACACUUCUGUGCCUUUCAUACAUGCUGUUCCCUCUGGAAGGUCUGGCCUCCCUUUUUGCUUGGUGAGCUCCUCAACCUUCCAGACUUACUCAAGGGUUACCUCUGGGAAUCCUUUCCCCAUGUCCCCUGCUUCCAGGCCCCUAUUUCAUAUCCCUUCUGUGAUAGUGACCCAGUGGCCUUAUAAUUGUGAAAUUCUUCGUUGCCUCCAGUAACUGUGAGCCCCCUGAAGCGAGGAGUGUGGCUUGUUGCAGUGUUUGCGGUCGGGUCUGGAUCCCUGCUCCGCCUCUCACAAGACAGCGCUGUUGAACACAGCCAGUACACGUCAAGUUCAGAGCGGAUGGAAAUCAGAGAGGCACGUGGAAUUUUGAGGAUGCGGGAAUGCAUAUCUGUCCACGUGGGUCAAGCGGGAGUUCAGAUUGGCAAUGCUUGCUGGGAGCUCUUCUGCCUGGAACAUGGCAUCCAGGCGGAUGGCACCUUUGGUGUGCAGACCAGCAAGAUCGACGACGACGACUCGUUCACCACCUUUUUCAGUGAGACUGGCAACGGGAAGCACGUGCCCCGGGCUGUCAUGGUAGAUCUCGAGCCUACUGUGGUGGAUGAGGUUCGGGCAGGAACCUACCGCCAGCUCUUCCAUCCAGAGCAGCUGAUCACAGGAAAGGAGGAUGCAGCUAACAACUAUGCCCGUGGCCACUACACGGUAGGCAAGGAGAGCAUCGACCUGGUGCUGGACCGCAUACGAAAGCUGACAGACGCCUGCUCUGGCUUGCAGGGCUUUCUGAUCUUCCACAGUUUUGGUGGUGGCACUGGCUCAGGCUUCACUUCUCUGCUGAUGGAACGCCUUUCCCUGGAUUAUGGCAAGAAGUCCAAGCUAGAGUUUGCUAUCUACCCGGCCCCCCAGGUCUCCACUGCCGUGGUCGAGCCCUACAACUCCAUACUGACUACCCACACCACACUGGAACAUUCAGAUUGUGCUUUCAUGGUGGAUAACGAAGCCAUCUAUGACAUCUGCCGCAGGAACCUAGACAUUGAGCGCCCCACAUAUACCAACCUCAACCGCCUCAUCAGCCAGAUUGUGUCCUCCAUCACUGCCUCUCUCCGCUUUGAUGGGGCCCUCAAUGUGGACCUCACUGAGUUCCAGACCAACCUGGUGCCCUACCCCCGCAUCCACUUCCCCCUGGUCACCUAUGCACCCAUCAUCUCUGCCGAGAAAGCCUAUCAUGAACAACUCUCUGUGGCUGAGAUUACCAGCUCCUGCUUUGAGCCCAACAGCCAGAUGGUGAAGUGUGACCCGAGACAUGGCAAGUACAUGGCCUGCUGCAUGCUCUACCGGGGGGACGUGGUGCCCAAGGAUGUGAAUGUCGCUAUUGCCGCCAUCAAGACCAAGAGGACCAUCCAGUUUGUAGACUGGUGUCCCACAGGUUUUAAGGUGGGCAUCAACUACCAGCCACCCACCGUGGUGCCAGGAGGGGACCUGGCCAAAGUCCAGCGGGCUGUCUGCAUGCUGAGCAACACCACGGCAAUUGCGGAGGCCUGGGCCCGCCUGGACCACAAGUUUGACCUCAUGUACGCCAAGCGGGCCUUUGUGCAUUGGUAUGUUGGAGAGGGAAUGGAAGAAGGAGAAUUUUCCGAGGCCAGGGAAGACCUGGCUGCCCUGGAGAAGGAUUAUGAAGAAGUGGGGACUGAUUCAUUUGAAGAAGAAAAUGAAGGGGAGGAAUUUUAAAUAUACACAUUCCUCUUG